UGGCGGCGUCCAUAUUAUGUUGUUUGAGUAAUAUUUGUGCAACGAUUGUGAGUGAAAUAUAAAUAAAAAUACCCGUUGUAUAUAAAUAAUCAAAUUUAAUGAUUUAUCUAAAAAUUACAGUUGAUAAUAGUUUUAUUAAUUCUCGAAGAAAAUGAGAAUAUAUUUGACAUUAUUUCUCGCGAUAAUUUACUUAACCGAAAUAUGGUCACUGAAGACUAAAAAUAAUAAUAAAACAGGACACUCAAACAAUUGGGCUGUUUUGGUGGAUACUUCAAGGUUUUGGUUCAACUACCGACAUGUAGCCAAUGUCCUGUCAAUAUACAGAAGUGUUAAACGUCUUGGAAUUCCCGAUGCUCAAAUAAUAUUAAUGAUUGCUGAUGACAUGGCAUGUAAUCCUCGCAAUCCUAGACCAGCGACAGUUUUCAACAACAUCAAACAACACAUCAAUGUCUAUGGUGAUGAUGUGGAAGUUGAUUACCGUGGCUAUGAAGUAACAGUGGAGAAUUUCGUACGAUUAUUAACUGGAAGAUUAGCCCCGGAGACUCCGAGAUCUAAGAAACUGUUGACUGAUGAAGGUUCUAAUAUUUUAAUUUAUCUCACUGGUCACGGAGGUAACGGAUUCUUAAAGUUUCAAGAUUCUGAAGAGAUAACUAGUCAAGACUUGAGUGAUGCUGUGGAACAAAUGUGGCAGAAAAGACGCUACCAUGAGAUAUUAUUUAUUGUUGAUACUUGUCAAGCUAGUUCUAUGUAUGAAAAACUGUACAGUCCAAAUAUUUUAGCUGUAGCAUCUAGUAAAGUUGGAGAAGAUUCACUUUCUCAUCAUGUUGAUCCUGACAUUGGAGUUUAUAUCAUUGAUCGUUACACGUACUAUGCAUUGGAUUUUUUGGAGAAAGUUGAACCUUCCAGUUCCAAAAAACUUAGCGAAUUUUUAAAAGUUUGUCCAAAACACUAUUGUCUUUCUACUGUUGGUGUACGGAAAGAUUUAUUCACACGCAAUCCAGAAACAGUUCCAGUGACUGAUUUCUUUGGCUCACUGAGACCAGUUGAGCUAACAACCAGUAUUAUAAACAUCUUGCCGGUUGAGAAAGAGCCUAUGAAAGAGUCAAACUUAGAUGUUAAGUAUAAAUAUGUUAGUCAAUUUCCUACGUUAUCUGUUUAACAUCAUUCCAACGAAAUUUUGUUCAUACGAAAGUAAUUCAAAUUAUAAAGAGCUUUUUUUUAAUA
Molecule: messenger RNA, 1224 nt
Organism: Chelonus insularis
Lineage: Eukaryota; Metazoa; Arthropoda; Insecta; Hymenoptera; Braconidae
Gene: PIG-K
Product: Phosphatidylinositol glycan anchor biosynthesis class K
Exons: 4
Coding region: 152-1159 (335 amino acids)
Biological process (GO): proteolysis; attachment of GPI anchor to protein
Cellular component (GO): GPI-anchor transamidase complex
Molecular function (GO): GPI-anchor transamidase activity
Source: RefSeq, a predicted model, not a curated record